Messenger RNA from Alternaria atra, 654 nucleotides. RefSeq lists its product as uncharacterized. The transcript has a single exon. Bases 1 to 654 code for a protein of 217 amino acids. Lineage: Eukaryota; Fungi; Ascomycota; Dothideomycetes; Pleosporales; Pleosporaceae. The record is from RefSeq and is a predicted model, not a curated record.
AUGUCAGCAACACAGACCAUACAAAUCUUAAGCAUAUCCACUGCGUUGCUAGCGUCGGGCGGUAUCGCAGCUUUAUCUUUUUUCGACAUACCCAUCGUACAAUCACAGCCGGCAUCUCGCUCUCUUCCCAUGAUACGCUGGCUCUUCUCACGGGGCUCUCAUACCUUCCCAACAGCCGCGAUCACCUCUGCUUCCGGCUUCAUCUAUCUCGCUUACAACUCUCUCCCCGCCUCGUCCAUCAAUUCAACAUCGUCGUUGCUCCAGCAUGCUGUGAAGGGGAAGCCAGGUCUCUACCUCGCGGCCGCGGUACUUUCCUUCAGCAUCGCACCAAUCACCAGUUUCAUGAUACCGACCAACUUUGCCCUUAUCCAGAAGAACGAAGAAUUGGGCGGGAGCCGGAGUGCAGCAUCCGCCGAGUAUCGAGAAAAGGCGGGAUCAAAGGAACGGAGCGCUGAUGAGUCUGUGAAUAGCAAGGAUGAUGUGAGUCAAUGGAAGGACUUGAGUGUGCCACAAGAGAAGACCAAAAGGGAGAGUAGUAAAUCGGAGGAUAAAGAAGUAAACGAUCUGUUAGACAAGUUUGGUAAGUUGAAUAUGCUUCGGGCGGUGGCUAUUGGUUCGGGUGGUAUUGUGGGGUUGAUGGCUGCGUUGGCGUGA